AUGAAUCUGUCAUUCGCUGGCUGCGGCUUCCUCGGCAUCUACCACGUCGGCGUGGCGGUCUGCUUCAAAAAGUACGCGCCACACUUAUUGCUGAACAAGAUAAGCGGCGCGUCCGCGGGCGCUAUCGCAGCGUGUUGCUUGCUCUGCGAUCUACCCCUGGGUGAAAUGACGAGCAAUGUAUUACGUGUGGCACGUGAAGCACGACAACAUACGCUUGGACCGUUCAGUCCAUCCUUCAAUGUACAAAACAUAUUACUAGACGGCUUGCGGAAGUUUUUACCAGACGAUGCACAUAUCCGUGUUAACGGAAAAUUGCAUAUCUCUUUAACCAGAGUCUAUGACGGUAAAAACGUGAUCGUCUCUCAAUUCAACUCAAAGGAAGAUUUGCUGCAGGCACUAUUAGCCACUUCAUUCGUACCAUUAUUUUCUGGUUUGCUGCCACCGCGAUUCCAUGGCAUCAGAUAUAUGGACGGUGGUUUCAGCGAUAAUCUUCCUACGCUGGAUGAAAAUACUAUUACCGUUAGUCCGUUCUGCGGAGAGAGUGAUAUCUGUCCGAGGGACAUCUCAUCUCAACUUUUUCACGUCAAUGUCGCUAAUACAAGCAUAGAACUUUCCAGACAAAAUAUAUAUAGGUUUACGAAAAUACUCUUUCCGCCUAAAACGGAGAUACUCUCGAGUAUGUGUAAGCAAGGAUUCGACGAUGCGUUACAAUUUUUACAUCGUAAUAAUCUAUUGAAUUGCACAAGGUGUCUCGCAGUUCAGUCGACAUACAUAGUUCAAGAAACGAUUGACGAUAGUAUGGAAUAUGAUCCGGAAUGUUUGGAAUGUAAAAUGCAUAGACAGGAAGCAUUAGUAGCUAAUAUGCCUGAGACUGUGAUGACAAUAUUCCAAGACGCUAUAGACUCGGCCAACAAAGGACUUGUUAACUGGUUGUUUAAGCAUCGUAGCAUGAAGUUGCUGUCAUUGUUAAGUUUGCCUUGCACGCUACCGGCAGAUGUAAUGUACGCUACAAUUACAAAUCUGAUUGGUAACAAGAUAGAAACUCGUACCUUGGAAUACAAAGUAGUCGGAAAUGUUCUGCAUAUCCCGCAACAGGCACUUACUCACAAUAAGCAUUUAACACACUCUCGACUCAUUACGAGCGUCCCGAACCUACGGCAUAACUUAAUGGAGCUAAGUAAAUUUUUCUUGGAGCAGUUGAGUAUAAUGUUCCCGAAAAUUAAUGUCUAUGCUGAGCCAUUGCCUCAAACAAUCAAAUGUUAUUUCAACAUUAUGGAAUAUAAUUCGAACACGUAUGAUGUACAAGCUAUAGAAGAAGUAGAUUUAUAUAAAAAACAAAAGAACCUGAAUUUAACUCUCCAAUACAACGAAUGUGGGCAAUGGAAAGAUUCAAGAAAAUCGAGUUGUGUGAUAAAUAUGGGCGAUCUUACAUCAGUAGAUGAUACUUUUGAAAAUAUUCUCCAAGCAACUUCAGACCAAGAUGCAGUAAUAGCGUAUUAUUACAUGGAUGAUAACAAUAAAGUGCAAGUGACGGAAAUCUUUGAUGUAACGGAAUCAGAAUCACAUACCAUGCUUUCCAUGGACGAAGUCGACACCAAUAAAAAACUCCAAUUCGAUGACUGGGAUGAACCUUCAUGGUUAUCUCAGCAUACACUUAAUGACGUAACUACAGAGUCUCUUUAUACCGACGGAAAUUUACAAAGCAUGGAGAAUUUGUCGGAUGUAUCGAUAGAAGAUGAGAUACUGAAUAGUGCAAAUAUAUUCUCCGAUCCAGAAAGCGAGUGGGAAGUGGAGAAGGAUUUAGAGCAAGUAGAUGAGGUGCCUAAAUCUCCGGAUAGUCGACCGGAAGUAGAUCAACCAGCUACAAGCUUGCUAUAG
Cyphomyrmex costatus is the source of this 1878-nucleotide messenger RNA. It is a transcript of the gene bmm, whose product is annotated as brummer. The coding region runs from base 1 to 1878 and encodes 625 amino acids. Lineage: Eukaryota; Metazoa; Arthropoda; Insecta; Hymenoptera; Formicidae. Gene Ontology annotation, biological process: triglyceride catabolic process; lipid homeostasis. Gene Ontology annotation, cellular component: cytoplasm; lipid droplet; membrane. Gene Ontology annotation, molecular function: triacylglycerol lipase activity. The record is from RefSeq and is a predicted model, not a curated record. The transcript is spliced from 13 exons.